Molecule: messenger RNA, 555 nt
Organism: Malassezia sympodialis ATCC 42132
Lineage: Eukaryota; Fungi; Basidiomycota; Malasseziomycetes; Malasseziales; Malasseziaceae
Gene: APT1
Exons: 3
Coding region: 1-555 (184 amino acids)
Biological process (GO): adenine salvage; AMP salvage
Cellular component (GO): cytoplasm
Molecular function (GO): adenine phosphoribosyltransferase activity; AMP binding; adenine binding
Source: RefSeq, a predicted model, not a curated record
AUGUCGGACAUUGAGCUUCUGAAGACCAAGUUUGAGUACCACCAGGACUGGCCCAAGAAGGGCAUCCUGUUCUGUGAUGUGCUGCCCGUGCUGCGUGACCCGAUCACGUUUGAGAUCUUGAUCACCAACUUCAUGUCGCAUAUCUUCACGCAGACGCUCCCUCGCCUGGCACAAGAGGGCCGCGACUCGCGCAUCAACUACGUGGUGGGCCUGGAUGCUCGUGGUUUUCUGAUCGGCCCUGUCAUUGCGCAGCGCCUGGGCGCCGGCUUUGUGCCGGUGCGCAAGCACGGCAAGCUGCCAGGCGAGUGCGUGCAGGCCACGUUCGCGAAGGAGUACGGCGAGGACGUCUUUGAGAUGCAAAAGGGCGCGAUUCCCGCUGGCGCGAAUGUGUUGAUCGUCGACGACCUCAUUGCGACGGGUGGCUCCGCGUCCGCUGCGGGCCAGCUCGUGCAGCAGCAGCAGGCCAACACGGUCGAGUACCUGUUUAUCGUGUCGAUUCCGUUCCUGGGCGGCGCCAAGAAACUCGACGCGCCCGAGUACCAGUACCCACCGUAG